AUGACUAACGAUGAUCAAAUACGUCUAGCACUUCGUUGGAGCAUUCCUAAUAUUACUGAAGAUCAACUACUUACUAGUACAAUGGAUUGGAAUGAUUCAAACAAAAUUGAACAAAAUCGAUCGCUACUACUCGAUGGUUUAAGUAAAAAUUUGCAAGUAUUUGUUCGGAACUUUAUCCAGCUCGAUACUGAUCUUUCGGUCUUGUUGGGAUACACUGCUGAUACCUGGAGAAACGAAAAUUGGUCAUCUGAUAACGACUAUUUAAGAGAAUUAUAUUCGGAAACAAAACGUAAAAAUCCAGAUCCACUCUAUCUAUUGGAUAAGAUCGAUCAAAAACUUAAUUUCAAAAAGCAAACUGAUUUAAAUAGAAUUCUCGAAAUGUUAGUGAGCGAUUUUAUGGAUACACUUUAUGAAGAUCCAUCAAAAGGCGAAUCAGUUCCAGAGAAAUCAAAAAGAACAUCAAAGGUUGAUCCUAUGAAUCCAGAUGUCGAAUGUGGGUGUGAACUAAACGUUCGAUCGUCUCAAACUACAAGAAAAAACGUUGAAUCUAUUUAUCGUGAUAUUUUUCUCUGGUGUAUAGUCACAUAUCGACUUGCGAUGGCAAAAAUUAUUCUUGGCCAAAUGAAGAGUCGUAUAUGUUCGGCUCUUAUCGCUUCGAAAAUUCUCAAAUCACUAACACAGUAUGCACCAGAUCAUGGAUCAAAAGAGAUAUUGCGUUCGGAAGCGGACGUUUUCGAAACAUAUGCCAUUGAGUUCGUACGUUGUUCAUAUAUGUACAAUAAGCAGCAAACAUGUGAACUGAUUAUUCGUCAAGUAGAUCUCUACGGAAAUGUUACAUGUCUUCAAAUGGCUAUUGCAGGAGAUAAUAAGAAAUUUUUAAAUGAAGAUGCAUGUCAAGCUCUACUAACAAAUAUAUGGUAUGAUAAAGUUGAUCCAGUUCAAGAACGAACUCGUCUUGUUGUCAAUUUACUCACAAUGGGCAUUUCACAGUUGUUUAUUUCUACGUACGAGAAACAUUUCUCUGAAAAUCGUUCAAUACAACAAGAAACUAAUUUUGGCUAUAUACUUUUCUUACUUUUAUUCAGUUAUUAUAUGCUGUAUGCCUUUAACCCACUAUCAGAUGAUACUAUAAUUAUUCAUUGGGCUGAAAUAUUAACUAUUAUAACUGUGACUAGCAUGUUUCUUGAAGAAGCUCGACAGUUCUAUUUCCAAGAAAGUCAAAAGUUCAAAGGCAAACUUUUAACCUAUUUUGAUUGGAAUAAUCGAUUAUCGAAUCUAUUUUUAAUUUUACCAGCAUACCUUCUCUUCUAUGUUGGACUUAUACUACGUUUUAUACUGAGAGGUGCCGACAAUUUUUCAGCUGCAAGAAUAGUGUUGGCUUAUGAUCUCGAGUUGUGGUUUAUUAUUGCAGUUCUUUUUGUUGGUGUUACUCCAGAUCUUGGUCCAAAACUAGCGAUGAUUCGAAAGAUGGUAGGCAAAUUGUAUUAG
Molecule: messenger RNA, 1488 nt
Organism: Adineta steineri
Lineage: Eukaryota; Metazoa; Rotifera; Eurotatoria; Adinetida; Adinetidae
Source: the annotation of a GenBank genome assembly